Molecule: messenger RNA, 2290 nt
Organism: Tarenaya hassleriana
Lineage: Eukaryota; Viridiplantae; Streptophyta; Magnoliopsida; Brassicales; Cleomaceae
Product: transcription factor TCP4
Exons: 2
Coding region: 529-1821 (430 amino acids)
Biological process (GO): regulation of secondary shoot formation
Cellular component (GO): nucleus
Molecular function (GO): DNA-binding transcription factor activity; sequence-specific DNA binding
Source: RefSeq, a predicted model, not a curated record
CUGUAAUUUUCCAAAGUUUCCUUUUUUUUUUCUCUGGGUUUUGUGUGUCUUCUUGAUUGGUCAGGUUCACACCUCUCCCUUUCUCUCUCUCUGUCCUCCUUUUUUUCCUUUGCCUCAUCUGUUUGGUCUGCUUCUUUUCAUUUUUAGUACAGAAACCAAGAAAGAAGAAUUAGGGAAAAGAGGAAAGGAAAGAGGAGAGAUUUAGAUAUUAUGGGUUAGGCCGGAGAUUUCUUGAUUUCUUCUUCAUCCUCUUUCUUUAGCGAUUUGAUUGCUGUUUCUCCUCUUCUCUUUUUUUUUCUGGGUCUGAAAGUUUUUUUCUUUUUUUUUCUGGGUUGAUUGUUUGAGUUGGCAAAGGUGUUAGGGUUAGGGUUUUUGAGCGUUGUGGGGUCGGAGCGGGGGCAGUAUGGGGGAAUCGCAGGCAUUGGAUUAAAGAGAGUGAGUCUGGAUUCUCCGGCGGGUAACGACCGCCGCCGCCGCCGCAGCCAUCGGAACCUUACUGACGACGGUGAGCCCCAAUAUGCUCCAUCAAUGGCGGAUACUGACUCCUCUGCCGCAACCAUCCUCCAUCACCACCGGACUUCUCCUCCGCCGUCGUCGAGGGUCGGGAUGAGGCGGCUGACGGCUGCGGCGGCUGACGGCUGCGGCGAGAUCGUGGAGGUUCAGGGAGGUCACAUUGUACGGUCAAUGGGGAGGAAGGACCGUCACAGCAAGGUCUGUACUGCCAAAGGGCCACGCGACAGGCGCGUGAGGUUGUCUGCUCACACGGCGAUUCAGUUCUACGAUGUUCAGGACAGGCUCGGCUUCGACCGACCCAGUAAAGCCGUCGAUUGGCUCAUCAAAAAGGCCAAGACCGCCAUUGACGAGCUCGCCGAGCUCCCUCCAUGGAACCCGGCCGAGACCCUCCGCUACGCAGCCGCCAACGCCAAGCCCAGAAGAACCGCCAAAACCCACCAAGCUUCACCGCCUCCGCAGCAGCUUCCGCCUCCUCCUCCUCCUCCGGUGACGCACGAGGGUCAGUUCAGUAUCGAAAUCGGCGGUGCUUCGGUGGUGGGUGUCACCGGAGAGGAUAACGGGUCGGGUUUUCUUCCGGCGUCGCUGGAUUCAGAUUCGAUAGCUGACACCAUAAAGUCGUUUUUUCCGGUGGGUGGAGGCGGCGCGUGUGCUUCAACCGAGGCUCCGCAUCAUCUGAUGCAGCAGAGCUAUCAUAAUCCGGCGCCGGAUUUGCUGUCUCGGACAAGUAGCCAAAACCAAGAUCUCCGGCUCUCGCUUCAGUCUUUCCAGGAUCAUCCUCCGCCGUUGCUCCUCCACCAUCACCAGGCGGAGCCGGUUCUCUUUGCCGGACCGAACAACCCACUAGGGUUCGACGCAUCGACGUCGGCGUGGGAGCAGUCGCACCACCAACAGAGCCACCAAUCUCUGGAAAUCGGGAGGAUCCAGAGACUGGGAGUACCCGACGGCGGCGGGGGAGGGUUUUUGUUCGCUUCUCCGCCGGCGACGGCGUCGUUUCAGCCAGUGUUCGGGCAAAGUCAGCUGUUUUCUUCUCAGAGGGGUCCCCUUCAGUCCAUUAACACGCCCAUGAUCCGCGCUUGGUUUGAUCCUUACCACCAUCACCACCACCACAUCGCCGGUGACGAUCUCCACGGCCACUCUUACCAUAUUUCUCCGGCGGUUCACCAAUCGGCGAUUCCAGGAAUCGGAUUCGCCUCUCAAACAGGCGAAUUCUCCGGUUUUCGCAUACCAGCGCGGAUUCAGGGCCAAGAAGAGGAGCACGACGGUAUCAGCAACAAGCCGUCCUCUGCUUCCUCUAUUUCUCGCCAUUGACAAGAUCCAAAAAUAGGGCAGACGAUUUGGGCAGGAAAAAAAAGAACAAGAGUCCUUAAACGAUUUCCUCUACUUCAAGUUCAAGGGCAGUUCUGAUGCUGCUAAGAUUGCGUGGAAGAUUAAAGGCGUUUUCGGCUUGCUAUUUGGAUCCAAUGGCCUUAAAACCAAGGAAAGGAGGAAGAAGAAGAAGAUAUCUGAUCUGCGAUUUCAGGUUCUUCUUUCAGAAUCCUGGCCUUGUAAUUUAGUUCUUCUUGUAUCUGUAGAACCAUUGUGCUUUUUUGUGUGUGUUUAGCCUCACGAAUUCACUCGUUGAUCAUGUCUGAAGCUGUGUUGUAUCAUCACCUUGUUGCUACAUUGAUCCGAACAUUUAAAAAUGUGACUGUUCCUGUUCUUUCUUUGUGUUCAAGUGUUUGAAUCUUCAAACCUUUGUGCCUCUGCAGCCGCCAAAGAUUCAAACUUUCUCUUUUCC